AUUCCCAAGUAUAUGCCGAAGUCAAAUGCUAGAGUUCGAAGGGUAGUGUUUGGGCUUUUGGGUCCGGCCCGUUUAGGGCUCUUGAUUGAUUGUAGAAAACCUAAUUGCUGCUUCAUUUUGGCAUCUUCCUCUCCUCCUUGAUAUAGUGGCAUCGCAGACAACGCAAAGCGACCACUUACUUCAUCGGAUUCUGCUCUUCUUUUUCUUGAAGACAUGGCUCUGAUCCUGCAUGCAACCAAAACUAACAAAAAUGCUUACAAGACUCUGAUCGCGGCAGAAUAUAGUGGAGUUCAAGUGGAAUUGGCCCUAAAUUUCGAGAUGGGUGUCUCUAACAAAACUCCUCAAUUUCUGAAAAUGAAUCCUCUCGGAAAGGUUCCCGUGUUGGAAACGCCCGAUGGUCCCGUCUUUGAGAGCAAUGCCAUUGCUCGUUACGUUACCAGUUUGAAGGGUGACAACAUUUUAUACGGAUCUUCUCCCAUUGACCGUGCCCGCAUUGACCAGUGGAUUGAUUUUUCUUCCACGGAGAUUGAUGGUCAUGUUUUUUCUUUGUACCUACCAAGGCUUGGAUUUGCCCCAUACCUUCCUCCAGUUGAGGAGGCUGCAAAUUCUGCGUUGAAGAGAUCAUUUGGGGCUUUGAACACUCAUCUUGCUUCCAAUACUUACCUGGUUGGCCAUUCCGUAACCCUUGCUGACAUCAUAAUGACGUGCAAUUUGCAUUUAGGUUUCACUAAGCUCUUAGUGAAGAGCUUCACCUCGGAGUUCCCUCAUGUCGAGAGGUACUUUUGGACUUUGGUCAACCAGCCUAACUUCCGAAAGAUAUUAGGUCAGGUUAAGCAGACUGAUGCUCUUCCUCCUAUUCAAUCCGCAAAGAAGCCUUCCCAGCCUAAGGAAACUAAGCCCAAGGCUAAGGAUGAACCAAAGAAGGUGGCUAAAAAAGAGCCAGAAAAGCCCAAAGAAGAAGCAGCAGAAGAGGAGGCACCCAAGCCCAAGCCCAAGAAUCCUCUUGAUCUUCUUCCUCCAAGUAAGAUGAUCUUGGAUGAUUGGAAAAGGCUCUACUCAAACACUAAGACCAACUUCCGGGAGGUCGCAAUCAAAGGAUUUUGGGACAUGUAUGAUUCGGAGGGAUAUUCACUCUGGUUCUGUGAUUACAAAUACAAUGACGAGAACACCGUUUCCUUUGUGACAUUGAACAAGGUUAGUGGAUUUCUUCAGCGGAUGGAUCUGGCUCGCAAGUAUGCAUUUGGAAAGAUGCUUGUUAUUGGAUCACAGCCGCCAUUUAAGGUGAAGGGAUUGUGGCUUUUCCGUGGGCAAGAUAUUCCGCAAUUUGUGAUUGAUGAAUGCUAUGACAUGGAGCUCUACGAAUGGACAAAGGUUGACAUCUCUGAUGAAACUCAGAAAGAGCGUGUCAAUCAGAUGAUUGAGGAUUACGAACCAUUUGAGGGAGAGCCUCUUUUGGAUGCCAAGUGCUUUAAGUGAAAAAUAGUCCCUUGUUAAAAAAAGGGGGUAUGGUUUUGUCCUAUGUCUUUUUGGUGCGAUUUGUUUUCUUUCUUAUUUAUGUUAGAGAAGUUUUAGCUGCUGCUUUGUGAUUUUACCAACGCUGAAACAUAAAAUAUUGAUUUAAGUACCUUAAUUUUUAUCAAAACAGCAUACAAUUUCU
Molecule: messenger RNA, 1657 nt
Organism: Abrus precatorius (Indian licorice)
Lineage: Eukaryota; Viridiplantae; Streptophyta; Magnoliopsida; Fabales; Fabaceae
Product: elongation factor 1-gamma-like
Exons: 7
Coding region: 214-1476 (420 amino acids)
Biological process (GO): translational elongation
Molecular function (GO): translation elongation factor activity; glutathione transferase activity
Source: RefSeq, a predicted model, not a curated record